Messenger RNA from Arachis duranensis, 4713 nucleotides. Its product is annotated as ABC transporter C family member 10. Gene Ontology annotation, molecular function: ATP binding; ATP hydrolysis activity; ABC-type transporter activity. Gene Ontology annotation, biological process: transmembrane transport. Gene Ontology annotation, cellular component: vacuolar membrane; plant-type vacuole. The record is from RefSeq and is a predicted model, not a curated record. NCBI's taxonomy places the organism in Eukaryota, Viridiplantae, Streptophyta, Magnoliopsida, Fabales, Fabaceae.
UUGAAAAGGUCUUUGCAGAGAACUCAGAGAAGUGAUGAAGUUUUCUUCUUGAUGAACCAAUUAUUAGAAGCUUAGCUUGUUGCUCAUCCUGAAGAUAGAUCAAACCUUGAGACUUGAGUCACAAAGCUGCUUAAUAAAUUAAACAGAAUUUAAGCAGAAAAAGAAAAUUUACAAAGAAAAUGGAUGAUUUUUGGAGCCUGAUUUGUAUGGACUAUGAUUGUUCCAAGGCCAGAGAAACUCCUUUCUGUAAUGAUUUCAAGUUCUUGCAAGAUCAUUCCAAAUGCAUCAACAAUUUGUUGAUCAUUUGCUUUGAUAUCUUGCUGCUGAUCAUGCUGUCAUUCACUAUGAUCAAGAGGACUUCAUCAACUCCAUUUCAUGGCCAAACGCGAGCCGAAAGAUAUUCAAAUUUGCAGCUAGUUUCUGCCACAAGCAAUGGAGUUCUUGGCUUGGUGCAUUCAUGCUUAGGAAUUUGGAUUUUGGAGGAGAUGAUAAGAAAAAACCACACUGCAUUGCCUCUUAAUUGGUGGUUGGUAGAAUUCUUUCAAGGAAUCACAUGGCUUUUAGCAUCCUUCACAGUAUUAAGUCUUUGGCUUAAACAUUAUCCGGUAACAUCAUUGCGCCUUUUUGCUGUUCUUCUACUUUUAGCUUCUAGCAUACUAUGUUCUUUGUCCUUGUUCUAUGCAAUUAGCAGCAGAGGACUCUCCCUGAAGAUAGCUCUAGAUGUUCUAUCUUUUCCAGCAUCAAUCUUAGUGCUGUUAUGCACAUUCAAAGUAUGUCAUUGCGACGAAAAAUGGAAGGAAAAGGAUGAAAAAUUUUGGUGGUUGAAUCCAUUGAUGAAAAAAGGUAAAGAGAAAACACUUGAGGAUGAGGAUAUCCCAAAGCUGCACGAGCCGGAUCGAGCAGAAAGUUGCUAUUCUGUGUUUAUAGAACAACUUAACAAACAGAAACAAAAAGAACCAACACUGCAGCCAUCAGUAUUUUGGACUAUAAUGUCCUGCCACUGGAGAGAGAUUUGGAUUUCAGGAUUCUUUGCAUUUAUUAAGGUAGUUACUCUGUCUUGUGGUCCCCUGCUUUUGAAUGCAUUUAUAUUGGUUGCUGAGGGUAAUGAAAGUUUCAAAUAUGAAGGUUAUGUGUUGGCCAUUUCACUUUUCUUUGCAAAGAUCAUAGAAUCCUUGUCUCAAAGGCAAUGGUAUUUUCGAUGUAGACUCGUUGGUAUGAAGGUUAGAUCUCUUCUCACUGCAGCCAUCUAUAAGAAACAAUUGAAGCUAUCCAAUGCUGCCAGAUUGGAGCAUUCUGGUGGUGAGAUAAUGAAUUAUGUGACUGUUGAUGCAUAUAGGAUUGGAGAAUUUCCAUUUUGGUUUCAUCAGAUGUGGACAACAAGCUUCCAAAUAUGCAUUGCUUUGGUGAUUCUUGUCCGAGCCAUUGGACUCGCGACAAUAGCCUCAAUGGUAGUAAUAAUUCUCACUGUACUUUGCAAUGCUCCAUUGGCAAAGCUACAGCAGAAGUUUCAAAGCAAGCUCAUGGUGGCACAAGAUGAGAGAUUGAAGGCUAAUUCUGAGGCUCUUGUGAAUAUGAAAGUUCUGAAGCUAUAUGCAUGGGAGAAACAUUUUAAGAAGGCUAUUGAAGGCUUAAGGAAUGUGGAACUUGAAAUGUUAUCAGCAGUGCAAUCAAGAAAGGCCUACAACAUCUUUCUCUUCUGGUCUUCGCCUAUUCUGGUGUCCGCGGCUUCCUUUGCUGCAUGCUACUUCUUGGAGAUUCCUUUGCAUGCAAACAAUGUUUUCACUUUUGUGGCAACACUGCGCCUUGUGCAAGAGCCAAUCACAACCAUCCCAGAUGUUAUUGGAGUGGUUAUUCAAUCGAAAGUUGCAUUCGCUCGAAUUGGGAAGUUUCUUGAGGCAUCUGAAUUGCAGAAUGCAAAUUGCAGGAAGAGUUGUGUUGAUGAUAACCUCAGAGGCUCAAUUUCAAUCAAGUCUGCUGAUUUUUCAUGGGAAGAUAAUGUGUCAAAACCAACACUUAGAAACAUAAAUUUGGAGGUUAGACAUGGACAAAAGGUAGCAAUUUGUGGAGAAGUUGGAUCAGGAAAAUCAACUCUCUUAGCAACAAUUCUUGGAGAAGUUCCAAAUACAAAGGGAACUAUUGAAGUUUAUGGCAGUUUUGCAUAUGUUUCUCAAACAGCAUGGAUACAGUCAGGUACAAUAAGGGAAAAUAUUUUGUUUGGAGCAGAUUUGGAUCCACAAAGAUAUGAAGAGACACUUUAUAGAUCUUCACUGAUAAAGGAUCUUGAGUUGUUUCCCUAUGGAGAUCUUACCGAAAUAGGCGAGAGGGGAGUUAACCUGAGUGGAGGUCAGAAGCAGCGAAUUCAGCUCGCUCGUGCGCUUUAUCAGAAUGCUGAUAUAUAUCUCUUGGAUGAUCCAUUCAGUGCUGUUGAUGCUCACACAGCCACAAAUUUGUUUAAGGAAUAUAUCAUGGAAGGACUUGCAGGGAAGACUGUGUUACUUGUGACUCAUCAAGUUGACUUCCUACCAGCUUUUGAUUCUGUUAUGUUGAUGUUAGAUGGGGAAAUUCUACAAGCUGCUCCUUAUCAUCAUCUAUUGGAAUCAAGCCGAGAAUUCCAAGAACUCGUCGAGGCUCACAAGAAGACUGCUGGUGCUGACCAUCAAGUUGACACUCCUUCUUCCAAGAGAGAUUCAACUUCUGGCAGAGAGAUUAAGCAAGAUUUCUUGGAGAAGAAGUUAGAAGCUUCAAACGAAAAUAAGUUGAUUAAGCAAGAAGAAAGAGAGAUAGGAGACACAGGCUUGAAGCCUUACAUUCAGUAUCUGAAUCAGAUGAAGGGAUACAUAUACUUUGCUGCCGCUACUCUUUGUCACAUUUUAUUUGUAACUGGCCAAAUAAUUCAAAACUCAUGGAUGGCUGCUAAUGUUGACAACCCUCAUAUCAAAACUCUGAAAUUGAUCUUAGUCUACUUGUUGAUAGGAGUUGUUUCAAUUGUUUUUAUGUUAAUCAGAACUUUUCUUAUAGUUGCUUUAGGUCUUCUAUCAUCAAAACAUCUAUUUUCACAGUUGAUGAACUCCCUUUUCCGCGCACCGAUGUCUUUUUAUGACUCCACACCUUUGGGAAGGAUACUUAGCAGGGUAUCUGCAGAUAUGAGCAUUGUGGAUCUUGAUGUACCAUUUUUCCUUGCAUAUACUGUGGGGGGUACUACAAAUUUUUAUUCUAAUCUUGCAGUUUUAUCAUUUGUGAGUUGGCAAGUCUUGUUUGUUGCCAUACCACUGGUUUUUGCUGCGAUUCAAUUGCAGAAAUACUACUUUGCUACUGCAAAAGCAUUGAUGAGGUUAAAUGGCACAACAAAAUCAUUUGUAGCUAAUCAUGUAGCAGAAACUAAUGCUGGAGCUGUGACAAUAAGGGCCUUUAAGGAGGAAGAUCGCUUUUUCAAGAAGAAUCUUGAUCUGAUUGAUGUCAAUGCUAGUCCAUUCUUCCAUAGUUUCACUUCAAAUGAAUGGUUGAUCCAACGGUUAGAAACAAUCAGUGCUGUUGUUCUAUCUGCUGCAGCACUUUGCAUGGUUGUGCUUCCACCUGAGACUUUCCCCGCCGGAUUUAUUGGCAUGGCACUCUCUUAUGGCCUUUCACUGAACAAUUCCCUUGUAUUUUCAAUUCAAUUUCAAUGCACUCUAGCAAAUUAUAUAGUAUCUGUAGAGAGGAUAAAUCAAUAUAUGUAUAUACCAAGUGAGGCCCCAGAAGUUAUAGAAGGAAAUCGCCCUCCGGUUAAUUGGCCAGUUGCAGGCAAAGUAGAAAUUAGUAACUUGCAGAUAAGAUACAGGGCUAAUGGACCACUUGUACUCCAUGGAAUUACAUGCACAUUUGAAGGAGGACACAAGAUUGGUAUUGUUGGCAGGACAGGAAGUGGGAAGUCCACUCUUAUUAGUGCUUUGUUUCGCCUUGUCGAGCCGGCCGGUGGAAGAAUUGUAAUGGAUGGUGUAGACAUAUCCUCGAUCGGCCUUCAUGAUUUGAGGUCACAUUUAGGUGUUAUACCUCAGGAUCCUACUCUUUUUAAUGGAACAGUUAGAUAUAAUUUGGACCCUUUGUCUCAACAUUCUGAUGAAGAGAUAUGGGAGGUUCUUGGAAAGUGUCAGUUGCGAGAAGCCGUGCAAGAAAAAGAAAAGGGCUUAGACUCCUCAGUUGUUGAAGAUGGAUCGAAUUGGAGUAUGGGACAAAGGCAGUUAUUCUGUCUAGGCCGCGCCCUUUUGAGGCGAAGUAGGAUAUUGGUGCUAGAUGAAGCAACGGCAUCAAUUGAUAAUGCAACAGAUCUUAUUUUGCAGAAAACAAUUAGAACAGAAUUUGCAGAUUGUACAGUGAUCACAGUAGCACACAGGAUACCAACUGUGAUGGAUUGCACCAAGGUUCUCUCCAUAAGUGAUGGAAAAUUGAUAGAGUAUGAUGAGCCAAAGAAGUUAAUGAAGAGAGAAGGGUCAUUGUUUGGGAAGCUUGUGAAGGAAUACUGGUCUCAUUUUCAGUCUGCAGAAUCUCAUUGAUGAUAAUAAGAAUGAACCUUUUAUGAAAUCAAUUUUGUCUCAUCAUUUGGUAAAUGAAUGAGCCAUAAACCAAUAAAGUUCAAGUCUAUGAGGAUGAUAUUCUUGAACUAUAUAUUGAAAUAUUUCGAUCUAGAUGGCUCAUGUUCUUGGUAUUUGCCAAUGAAAUUAUUAUUUUAUGUAUAAA